This is a messenger RNA of Hemicordylus capensis (graceful crag lizard), 4660 nucleotides long. RefSeq names its product sulfotransferase 2B1-like. Gene Ontology annotation, molecular function: sulfotransferase activity. The transcript has 6 exons. Gene Ontology annotation, cellular component: cytoplasm. NCBI's taxonomy places the organism in Eukaryota, Metazoa, Chordata, Lepidosauria, Squamata, Cordylidae. The record is from RefSeq and is a predicted model, not a curated record. The coding region runs from base 74 to 937 and encodes 287 amino acids. Gene Ontology annotation, biological process: sulfation.
UAGGAAGGCUUUAAAGAAAUAACAACUCCAUAACUUGUGCUUCUCAUUCUCUCUCUCUCUUUGCAGCUUUUCAAUGUCAGAAGUGACCUAUCUCACCCACAAGGGGAUCUUUUUCCCCAUGCUCGAUGAUUAUACAGCAGACAAUCUCAGCUUUGUGGGAAAUGAAUUUCAGCUGUUGGAUGACGAUGUAGUGAAUGUUGCUUAUAACAAAUCAGGGACCAACUGGAUGGCGGAGAUCUUGGGUUUGAUCCGGCAUGAUGGGGACCCCACCUGGGUACGCAGUACCUCAGUGUUUCAACGGACACCCUGGUUGGAAUGUGUUAGGGGCUUGAAGGUUGCCCUGAAAUAUCCUUCACCCAGGAUGAUGAAUUCUCACCUUCCAGUCCAGCUUUUCCCUAAAUCCUUUCUCAACUCCAAGGCCAAGCUGGUCUAUACCUUACGCAACCCCAAGGACGUGCUGAUCUCACACUACUACUUCUCCAAGGUUAUGAAGGGAUUGAAAGACCCUGGAACAGUCCAAGAGCACCUGGAAGAGUUCCUGAGUGGGAAUGUGCCCUAUGGCUCUUGGUUUGACCACGUGAAAGGCUGGAUGGAGAUGAAGGACAGAGCCAACUUCUUCCUCAUCACCUACGAAGAGAUGCAGCAGGACCUGCGAAGCAGUGUGGGGAGGAUCUGCCGCUUCCUUGGUAAGGAGCUGAACAGCCAGCAGAUUGACUCGGUGGUGGAAAAUGCCUCCUUCCAGAAGAUGAAGGACAACAAGAUGUCCAACUUCUCCCAAGUACCCGACAUGUAUAUGGACCACAGUAAAGGAAAGCUAAUGAGGAAAGGGAUCUCCGGAGAUUGGAAGAACCUCUUGACAGUGGCCCAGAGUGAACACUUUGACCGUGUUUAUCGGGAGAAAAUGUUGGGUAUGAACAUGACCUUCCCAUGGGACUGAAGAUUGCCAGGCGAUUCCUCAUAGCAUUGUGUGUGCUCAUAUUCCAUAUCUCAUCUGCUGCAAGCCCCUUCAUGGCAUCACCAGGCAGAAGAAAUAUUGAAAAGAAUCUUGCAGUAUAUGAUAUAGUCUCCAACAAUCCUGUUUAGCUUGCUCCUAAAAGUGAGUCACAAUAAAAAGGAAGUCCAUGCUCGCAAUCAUAUGUCUCCAAAAUGUUCUGCUGAAAUACCAACAGUCCAUCUGGAUUUGCAAAUAGGUAAUCCAAACCAUUUUCCUGACGAGACCAAGAGUCAUCUAUGGCUCAUUCAAGGAGUCAUCCCAGGAGUCAUCAUUCAAGGCUUCAUCCACGGCUCAAAGAGUCAUCCAUGGCUCAUUCAAGGAGGCUUUUCUUCUAGAGUUUUUUUUAAAGGAAAACUAAAGAUACCGCGGGAAACUACUUAAAUCGUGCUUAAAUCUUACUCAGACAUUUAGAAGAGCAGAUCUUCAUUUACUUAAUGGGGCCAUAGCUUCCGAUUUCCCGGCAGAAUACUGUCAUUGGGCAGGUACCAGACCAUCCCUCAUCGAUUAUAUGGUGGUAUCUAGAAAUGUAUUACCUUAUUUACCCUAUGUAUUACCUUAUUUGAGGGAUUUUCGGGUGAUUACACGUACUGAAAGUGAUCAUUCACCUCUAAUUUUGACUUUGGUAUUAAAUGAAACACUUUAUUUAGAGUUUCUUCAGCCCCUUGUAAGUAAGGAGGAAUAGGUCUGGAUUAGGGCCAGAUGGACACCAGCUCUUCAACAACGUAUUUAAAAAAUACUAUACUCCCCUGUGGUGUCUGGCCUCCAGACAGAUAUAAUCAAUGGCUUUUAUAAUGGUACAGAACCAUCCCCAGUUGAGUUAUAUGAUCGUCUGAUCGCUUCUCUUACAUCAGCUCUAACAAGCUCAACCUCCGCACCUCUCAAGAUAUUUAAUCGGUCUUCGCAUACCUGGUUUGACCAGGAAUGCCUCAAGGCCAAGAGGAAAUUAAUUUAUCACUUUAAAUUGUAUGGCAAAGGCACCUCUGAUGUUGCACCACAAACUUUGGUAACCCUCAAGAAGCAAUAUAAGAACUUGCUAAGAGAUAAGAAACUCCAGGCCAAAAAAGAGGAAUGGGCUGACCUCAUUGCCGCUUCUAAACUUAAAAAUCAGACUAGAUUCUGGCGGCAAAUUUCAUGUCCUUUAGGGAGGGCCCCUUCUAUUUCUAAUUUGGCAAUUCCAGAUGGGAUAUGGGAACAAUAUCUCAAUCUUAUAUCAAAAAGAGGGCUCCCAUUCGUCUAUAAUUGAUUAUAAGCCAGACCAGUUUCCAAGCUGGAGCCCAAUCACUGUCUCGGAAGUUGAAGCUUUGAUUAAAAAAUGUAAGACGGGUAAGGCUUCUGGAAUUGACUGUAUUACAAUUGAAAUUAUUCACAAAAACCUUGACUGGUGGGCUCCUCUUCUUGCUUCCUUAUUUACCUUCAUAGAUCCUACUUCAAAAAUGCCCGAGGAUUGAGGUGUCUCGGUAAUAGUCCCCAUUUACAAGAGAGGAUCAAGGGAGGAAGGAUCCUAAUAAUUAUCACUCGAUUAUUCUCCUUAGCAUGAUUAGUAAACUCUAUGCUAGACAUCUCUUGGGGAAACUACAGGAAUGGCUGAAUACUCAGGAUAUCUUAUCCGCUGAACAAGCGGGAUUUCGAGAAGGAUAUUCUACAACACAGGAAGAAUUUAUUUUACAGUACUUAGCUGAGAAAUAUUCCUCCUCGCCUAAAUCCUCCCUAUAUGCUGCGUUUAUAGAUUUUAAAGCAGCUUUUGAUUCUAUUUCCAGAGACUUUGGAUGAAGUUAAAGAAAUCAUCAAUAGAUCCACAUUUACUUUUAUUAAUCUACAAUUUUCAUCAGAACACCCACCUCAGAGUGCGGUGUAGUAGGAAAGGGCAUCUCUCAGCUGAGAUACCUACUUAUAGAGGAGUAUGACAAGGUUGUAUUCUUGCCCCUGUUUUAUUUAAUUUUUAUAUAAAUUCAAUAAUUUCUCAUCUGAAUGACCUUGCUCUUCUUCCCCCUAAACUUGUGAAUAGGCAUAAGAACAGCACUGCUGGAUCAGGCCCAAGGCCCAUCUAGUCCGGCAUCCUGUUUCACACAGUGGCCCACCAGAUACUGCUGGAAGCCUACAGGCAGGAGUUGAGAGCAUGCCCUCUCUCCUGCUGUUAAUCCCCUGCAACUGGUACUCAGAGGCAUCUUGCCUUUCAGGCUGUAGGUGGCCUAUAGCCCUCUAACUAGUAGCCGUUGAUAGAGCUCUCCUCCAUGAAGUUAUCCAAACCUUUCUUAAAGCCAUCCAGUUUGUUGGCUGUCUCCACAUCUUGUGGCAGAGAAUCCCACAAGUUGAUUAUGCGUUGUGUGAAAAAGAACCUCCGUUUGUUGGGCCUAUAUUUCCUGGCCAUCAAUUUCAUGGGAUGACCCCUGGUUCUAGUGUUGUGUGAGAAGGAGAACAAUUUCUCUCUAUCCACUUUCUCCACACCAUGCAUGAUUUUAUAGACCUCUAUCAUAUCUCCCCGCAGUUGUCUUUUUUUCUAAACUAAAAAGCCACAGGUGUUGUAGUCUUGCCUCAUAAGAAAGGUGCUGUAGGCCCCUGAUCAUCUUGGUUGCCCUCUUCUGCACCUUUUCCAGUUCAACAAUGUCCUUUUUUGAGAUGUGGUGGCCAGAACUGUAUACAGUACUCCGAUUGUGGUUGCACCAUAGUUUUGUAUAAGGGUAUUAUAAUAUUAGCCGUUUUAUUAUCAGUCCCCUUCCUAAUAAUCCUUAGCAUGGAACUGGCCUUUUUUACAGCUGCCGCACAUUGAGUCGACACUUUCAACGAGCUGUCCACCACGACCCCAAGAUCCCUCUCCUGGUCAGUCACCGACAGCUCAGAUCCCAUCAGUGUAUACUUGAAGUUGGGGUUUUUCUAUUGUUUCGUUACUGCUUUAUGCUGAUGAUAUUGUCCUAUUAUCUCAAACCACGAUAGGGUUAAGCCGUGAAGGAAGCCGUGGACGUAAACUAUACCAAGACUAAGGUGAUGGUUUUUGCAAAACACCCCCAAACCCAUAAAUCGUCCAUAAAUGGAGAUAAUAUUGAGCAGGUCAAGGUUUGCAAGUAUUUAGGGGUUGUAUUUCAUUCCAGCGGAUCCCGGAAAGCUCAUCUUAGCUUUCUUUCUCACAGUGCCCAACAGACGGCAAAUGUGAUUAAAUCUUUUUACUUCUCGAGAGGUGCUCCUUUUGUCCCGGUGGCUGUCAGAUUAUUUAAAGCUAAAAUAUACCCGCCAAUUGUUUAUGAUGCGCAAAUUGGACCUUUUGAUAAUUUUACAAUAUUAGAAGCAGUUCAAACUAAAUUCUUAAGGGCCAUCCUUCAAGCCCCCAGAGGCUCAGCUAACGUGGCUCUUUGUAGAGAAGUUGGGGUUACCACCUUGAAAAUGAAAAUCUGGAUUUGGUUUUCUUCCCAGUCGGUUUAGUGCCUUUAGUAUUAAUUGACAGCUUUACAUCUAAAUAGGAAAUAGCUCUGAAAACAAAAUUGCAUCAACUGGGCAUGUCCCAAGAAACCUGUUACUUCUAUAAAUGUGGCUAAGUUUUGUUUUGUUGAAUCCAAACUUCAUAGAGCUUGUAUAAGCAAUUUGAAUAUUUUGUAAAUUAUAAAUUCAUUAUUUUAAAUGUUAAGCUGGUCUAAGGACCAUAAUAAAUUUACUUACUUACUUACAGUGCUCACA